Messenger RNA from Notolabrus celidotus (New Zealand spotty), 3537 nucleotides. RefSeq names its product indian hedgehog B protein-like. Bases 738 to 2057 code for a protein of 439 amino acids. Gene Ontology annotation, biological process: smoothened signaling pathway; protein autoprocessing; intein-mediated protein splicing. NCBI's taxonomy places the organism in Eukaryota, Metazoa, Chordata, Actinopteri, Labriformes, Labridae. The transcript has 4 exons. Gene Ontology annotation, molecular function: calcium ion binding; patched binding. The record is from RefSeq and is a predicted model, not a curated record.
AAGGGCACAGUCAAAGACAACAACUGGAAAUGAGAAGUGGCAUUAAUAAAGGGCAAAGCUACUGUUUACUAUGCUGUGUUUUAAGCGCGGACAGGACUCUCCAGUGCGCCAUGCAUGUGCCCGGAGGGGCGGGGUGGGUGGCAGAGCAGGGACAGCGGGAGAGAAGGGAGAGGAGAGAGGAGGAAGGCAGGACUGGCAGGGUGCGGUCUGAAGUGCCAACAGAUCGUUUUGGAUCACUCAAAUCCCUUCAAUUCAACUGGAAAGCUGCAGCUUGUUGCGCGCUGGCCGCAUCUGGGGAGGAAGAGCUUUCAAACCAGGCAGCGGGGCUGAAGAUGUUGUGACAGUUCCCAGCGUAAAAAGAAAGAGGGAGAGAAACCACAACACUGCAACUUGGAUAUCAGUAACCACUCUCUCUCUUUAACUCUCUCACCCACCAAAUCGACUUUGAACCUGUUUGUUUAAAUACACGGACUUUACAGCCUGCACACUUACUGUUGAUUCUGUCAGGCGGCGGGAGCGAAGUUUCUCAAUUUUGGCUCUGUUUUGUUUGGAGCAGCUGAAAAGUUUUUGGUGUCCUCAUGGUGCCGGGUACAGCCGAGGUGCUGAGCGUCUUUGAUCAGAAGUUUUCGGACGUGAUACUGCGACUGUCACGGACGAUGGAGUCGGGAGCUGAACCGGAGAGUUACUGAAGACGUCGCUCUCUCUCCCCCGGGAGCGUCCUGCCUCCCCCCGGGGCGAUGCGGAUCUCCUUCCUCCUGCUUACCGCCUCUCUGUGUGCCUUGGUCCUCCUCCUCGCACCUGCCUCGGAGGGCUGCGGACCGGGGAGGGGGUACGGCAAGAGGCGGCUCCCGAAGAAACUCAUCCCGCUAGCUUACAAGCAAUUCAGCCCCAACGUGGCCGAAAAGACCCUUGGAGCAAGCGGCAGACCCGAGGGCAAAAUUACGCGCAACUCCGAGCGCUUUAAAGAGCUGACGCCGAAUUACAACACAGAUAUUAUCUUCAAAGAUGAGGAGGAUACCGGCGCAGACAGGCUCAUGACCCAGCGUUGCAAAGACAAGUUAAACUCUCUUGCCAUCUCUGUGAUGAACAUGUGGCCCGGUGUGAAGCUGAGAGUGACAGAGGGCUGGGAUGAGGACGGUCACCAUUCAGAGGACUCACUGCACUAUGAGGGACGUGCUGUUGACAUCACCACCUCUGACAGGGACAGAAAUAAAUACGCCAUGUUGGCUCGGCUGGCUGUAGAAGCUGGAUUUGACUGGGUCUACUACGAGUCCAAAGCCCAUAUUCACUGUAGUGUCAAAUCAGAACAUUCCGUGGCAGCCAAAACCGGUGGUUGUUUCCCUGGGGAUGCUCAGGUCACCGUCGAGGGCGGGUCUACUAAACAAAUGCGUGACCUCCAACCCGGAGACCGUGUCCUGGCUUCCUUAACCACAGAUCCUCACGAGACCCUGAUCUACAGCCCGGUCUUAUCCUUUCUGGACCGUCAGCCCAACGCCACAAGGGUCUUCUACAUCAUCAGCACCAGCACAGGGCUUAAUAUUACUCUCACGGCUGCUCACCUGAUCUUUGUCACAGACUGUACAGAAGAAGAGACAGCUGGGGAGCCACUUGUUAGCUCUUUAUGGGACACCAGGUCGGGCUUGAAGGCAGGCCUGAGGACAGUUUUCGCCAGUGACGUCCUGCCGGGACAGUGCGUACUCACCUCACAAGAGAAAGAGGGGUCACAGGCAAAACUUUCCAUCAUCACGUUUGUAGAGGAACGGAGGAAAACAGGGCUGUAUGCCCCGCUAACCCAACAUGGGUCCGUAGUGGUGAAUGGUGUGUUGGCAUCAUGCUACGCUGCCAUGGACAAUCACCACUUGGCCCAUUGGGUCCUGGCCCCACUGAGAUUCUUCUACAGCCUGAUGGGACCCUCAGAGCCGCAGACUGACGGCCUUCACUGGUACCCUUCGCUUCUACAGAGGGUGGGACAAAUACUGCUGGAUGCUGGACGCUUCCACCCCUGGGGGUUAGACCAAGGACUCAUAGAUGAGCAACAGAGAUAUGUCUCACACUGAUGACGUCAAUCACUUCCCUGUAUUCAGGAGAACCAAAGCACAGAGGGCCGACAAAGACAAUCGAUUUUUAUAAUGGUAAUUUUUCAAACUCUACUUGCCUGUGUUUGCUGUAAAAACUUUAUUUUGUAGAGACGAGGGCUGAGAUAUGCAUCUCUGUAUAUUUGGAAAAAUAAGUUAAAUACAUUCCAGAAAAUUUUAAAGACUGGAAAAACUACGAUGGUGACAGAAAAUCCAAGAAAGUUCCAGAAGCUCUUGAUGUAAAUUAACUUGAAUUUAGAAAAUACUCACUCAAGCAUCUCUUAUUCAUAUAAAGAGCUUAACUUAAUGACAAAAAGGUUCCCCUCAGAGCAUGUCUGAAACAAAACAGUGGUAGCUUUGACUAAAAACAAAUGACAAAAAGAAAGACAGACUAGCGUGAACGAAAACAACUGAUGAAACAUACUGUGGUUUAAGGCUUUAUAUGUACAUUGGGUAUUUAUACAGUUGCUGUUCACUGUCUGAGCCAUCACUACAUCAGUCCAGCCAUUUCUAUACUGUACAUCCAUCAAAAGAAAAUAAUAUUUGACUAAAAUAUAUGGGAUAGAAGUAUCUGUAUUAACUGAAUUUGAUGUAGCAAUUUGUAAACAUUUGGAUAACGCUAUUUGGGCCUUCCUGAAAAACUACUGAAUAGCAGGGAGUAAUAGCAGACAUGGUAACUGUAUAUAGGCUACUUCAGCUUUACAACAUUUUGAAGUACUGAUGAAGUAAACAGGACACGGCUAUGCUGUCAAUCUGUUUUACCAAUUAUGUCAUCUGCUGUCAGUCAACUUGAUUGUCUCAAACUGAUUCAUAUUGUUCAUUUAUAUAUUAAUUUAAAAGGUUUAUUUUGUGACAUGUUUUUUAAUUGUUUCAGGUAUUCAAUUCAGGUUACUUUUAUCUGGUAAAGGCAUACACCACACUCAGGCUGUAUUUAACUACUGUAUUUAAUAACAGCUACGCAUUAUAUUCGCCAUAUUUAAACAGCAACUGUCUUCCUUUCUCAUUUUGCUCAGGACAGGAAUCUAAAAUGAUGAUAUAAUGUACUAUGGAUGUUUUCAAGGUUUCAAGUCAUACAGAAGUGGUGAACACACAACAAGUUUUUUUUCUAUACCUUCACAAUUAGUAAAAAAAAUAUUGUUAAAAUUCAGGGUGACAUUGGGCUGUUUUUUUCAGGUAGAAUAGGCCUGAAGUAUUUAAUAAUCUACUAGCUAUUGUAAGACAACAGCAGACACUGACUUCUUUGCGUGGAGGUGCGGUUUGACAAAUAUGGUACAAAAGGAAAGAGACGGAUUCCUGGCUAACAGUAAAUUUAGGAUGCUAACGGUAAUGUUGGCUAGGAUUUGGCUGAAUGCUAAUAUCUGCUGUUGUGACUGAGCUAUCAGCAGCUAUGGAGUUAUUAACUUGAUAUUACUUGUACCAGAUUUCACCACGUAAUGUUUCUCAGUUGCUAAUAUUUCAAAGU